CACUGCUUUCAGUAACCGGUUUGCAAUCCAGUCGGAAACAUUCAUCUAUCAGUCGUGUUUAUACGUAGCUGCACAACGGUCAUAGAGGCCACAAACUGCCUCAUAAAGGUUUGCAGUGAUUGAACUCCAGAAGCGAUUGCAUGCGGAUCAGACCAGUAACUAUUGAGCCAUUCCCAAAAUGAGCAGCGGAAAGCAUUUGGCCAAAGGCUCCACCCCGCCGGUACUGGGCAAGGACGGAAAGCUCCGCCUGUACUCGAUGCGCUUCUGUCCGUAUGCCCAACGAGUCCACCUGAUACUGGAUGCGAAGAACGUGCCCUAUCACACAAUCAAUAUCAACCUUAGCGAGAAGCCGGAAUGGUACUUCGACAAAAACCCUCUGGGCAAGGUUCCGGCUUUGGAAGUUCCCGGAAAGGAUAACAUCACGCUUUACGAAUCAUUGGUCGUGGCCGACUUCAUCGAGGAAGCCUACUCCGAGAGACAACGGAAGCUUUAUCCCAGCGAUCCGUUCAAGAAGGCGCAAGACCGUAUACUGAUUGAACGCUUCAACGGCGCAGUAAUCUCGCCGUACUACAGAAUUCUGUUCGCAAGUGACGGCAUUCCUCCGGGAGCUAUUACGGAAUUCGGUACGGGUUUAGAUAUUUUCGAAACAGAACUGAAGAAUCGUGGAACUCCGUACUACGGUGGCACUCAGCCGGGUAUGUUGGACUACAUGAUCUGGCCGUGGUGCGAGCGCGUAGAUUUACUUAAAUUUGCACUAGGAGACAAAUAUGAACUCGAUAAACAGAGAUUUGGAAAAUUGUUGCAAUGGCGUGAUCUGAUGGAAAAAGAUGAUGCCGUGCGAAAAUCAUUCCUUUCAACGGAGAACCACACCAAGUUCUUGCAGAGCAGGAAAGCUGGCGAAAAUAACUACGAUAUUCUAUUGAAUAACGCCAAAAAGCCUCGUUUAUUGAAUUAUCUGCGAUAAAAAACCAAUAGUAACAGAAGACUAGCUGGUUUGUCAAAUGGAACAAUGCUCGUAAAUAAUGUGCAUCGUAUCAACAAUUCAAUGUAAUGAACUGAAGUUUUAAACACAUUUACCAAUACCUAGCAACUCAAAUGUAGGUAC
Armigeres subalbatus is the source of this 1105-nucleotide messenger RNA. RefSeq names its product pyrimidodiazepine synthase-like. Gene Ontology annotation, molecular function: glutathione transferase activity; glutathione dehydrogenase (ascorbate) activity. NCBI's taxonomy places the organism in Eukaryota, Metazoa, Arthropoda, Insecta, Diptera, Culicidae. Gene Ontology annotation, biological process: glutathione metabolic process. The coding region runs from base 179 to 964 and encodes 261 amino acids. The transcript has 5 exons. Gene Ontology annotation, cellular component: cytoplasm. The record is from RefSeq and is a predicted model, not a curated record.